AGUCUGAUGCUGGCAGGAACCCCCGAAGUGCAAGGCGCUAACUGCAGUAGGCAGAAAGGGAUCAGACAAGCCUUGGAGAAGGCGAAGUCUGGAGCUCUGAGCCCAGAAAUGCCAGGCAAACAGUCAGAAGACAAGCCAAUGGAAGUGUCAACUGUGGAGGAUGGAGGUGAUGAAGGCCUGGGAGGCCUAACGGUAGAGGAGCUGCAGCAGGGGCAGGAGGCUGCUCUGGCCUUGGAGGACAUGAUGGCUCUGAGUGCCCAGACCCUGGUCCAAACUGAGGUGGAAGAGCUGUACGAGGAAGUGCGUCCCCUGGGCCAGGGCCGGUUCGGCCGUGUCCUGCUGGUUACUCACCGCCAGAAAGGAACACCCCUGGCGCUGAAGCAGCUCCCGAAGCAAUCCACUUCCCUCCGUGGCUUCCUGUAUGAGUUCUGCGUGGGCCUCUCACUUGGCACACAUUCUGCCAUCGUGACAGCCUAUGGCAUUGGCAUUGAGUCAGCCAAUUCCUACAGCUUCCUGACAGAACCUGUCCUCCAUGGGGACCUAAUCACCUUCAUCCAGCCCAAGGUGGGUCUCCCACAGCCAGCAGCCCAGCGCUGUGCAGCCCAACUGGCCUCUGCCCUGGAACACAUUCACUCGCAUGGCCUGGUGUACCGGGACUUGAAGCCAGAGAAUGUGCUGGUGUGUGACCCAGCCUGCCAGCGCGUCAAGCUGACAGACUUCGGCCACACCCGGCCCCGAGGGACCCUGCUCCGACUCACUGGGCCACCUAUCCCCUACACUGCCCCUGAGCUCUGUGCCCCACCACCCCUCCCCGAGGGACUACCCAUCCAACCUUCCCUGGAUGCCUGGGCCCUAGGGGUCCUGAUCUUCUGCCUCCUUACUGGCUACUUCCCCUGGGACCAGCCCCUGGUGGAGGUUGACCCUUUCUUUGAGGACUUUCUCAUCUGGCAGGCUUCUGGUCAGCCCCAAGACCGGCCACAGCCCUGGUAUAGCCUGUCACCUGCAGCAGACACUCUCCUAUGGGGGCUGCUAGAUCCUCACCCCCGGAAGAGGAACCCUGUGGGCUCCAUCAAGAGCUAUCUAGGCCAACCCUGGAAGCAGAGGGAAGGGGAGGCUGAGGAAUUGGCAACGGAGCUGAGAGAAGAUGGGUGGAGAGGAGGGCAGGAGGCUGCAAAGGGGGAGCAACCUGCAUGCUGAGACCUGCUUAGCCUGAGCUGCCUGGCUGUGGCCUCUUCUUGGUUUUCGCUCUAUCUAUCUCUCAUCUGUCCUGUGUGUUAUCUGUGCCCCUCCUUUAUGCUGUGUGUAUUCACGAAUGUGUGCACGUGUGCUUGUGUGCAUGCAUGUAUGUGUUUGUAUGUGUGUAUGUGUGCAUGCAUUUGUGUGUAUGUGUGUGUACAUGCACAUAUGCGUGUAUAUACACAUACCUGUGUAUGCACAUAUAUGUGUGUAUAUGGGGUGUGUGUGUAAAGUGCUGUGUGUAAAUCAGAGGACUUUUAGCAGUCAGUCCUCUCCUUCCACCUUGGAGCCCAGCCAUGGAAUUCUUAUAAGCCUUCAAGUGCCUUUAGCUACGGGAGCCAUCUUGCUGGCUCUGGUCUAUAUAACUCUGAAUCCCCCUGCCUUAGCUUCCUGAGUCCUGGAAUAGCAGGCAUGCACCAUGCUCUGCUGUCCGGCAUAGCUCUGCACCAUCCCACCCACCUCAGCUACCUUCCCCACAAACCCAGGUAAAAUGGCCACCUGCUCUGAACUUCACAACCCUAGGCUUCUCUGUACUUCUAUGUACUUUUGUGUCCUUUACUAACUGCCCGCUUAUUUUCUGAGCACCCAGGGGGUGGUUUUUGGUCCCUGAAGGACUGACCCUACAUCUCUGAGCAAUGCCCAGCCUGCAGCAGCAACCAAAUGAAUAGACACAUCUGGUCAGCAUUGCUCCACACCAUGUGGGCCUCUCGCACUCUGUCACUGUCCUCUGGCUCUCUCAUUCUGUCUCUGUCCUCCUGUCUCCCAUCUUCUCUCAUGUGGCUUCGCUCCACUCAAAUCUGCUCUGGCUUUUGUUGCUGCUUACUCACCUGCAUUCUGGGAUUCCACCCUUUGAGUGAGGUACACUUGCCCAGCUGCUCUCUGCAAAUAAAGUUCCCCUGGCAACUGAA
Messenger RNA from Mus musculus (house mouse), 2144 nucleotides. RefSeq names its product SH3-binding domain kinase family, member 2 (gene Sbk2). Bases 109 to 1197 code for a protein of 362 amino acids. Gene Ontology annotation, molecular function: protein serine/threonine kinase activity; ATP binding; protein kinase activity. The record is from RefSeq and is marked validated. The transcript has 4 exons. Lineage: Eukaryota; Metazoa; Chordata; Mammalia; Rodentia; Muridae.